Messenger RNA from Scophthalmus maximus (turbot), 2453 nucleotides. It is a transcript of the gene th, whose product is annotated as tyrosine hydroxylase. Gene Ontology annotation, biological process: dopamine biosynthetic process from tyrosine. Gene Ontology annotation, molecular function: iron ion binding; tyrosine 3-monooxygenase activity. Bases 291 to 1760 code for a protein of 489 amino acids. The record is from RefSeq and is a predicted model, not a curated record. NCBI's taxonomy places the organism in Eukaryota, Metazoa, Chordata, Actinopteri, Pleuronectiformes, Scophthalmidae. Gene Ontology annotation, cellular component: cytoplasm; axon; perikaryon. The transcript has 13 exons.
AAAACACUAAAAAAAAACCCUGUAACGGCUGCAAGUUAAGAUUUGUCUGAUAGAUUCUGCACAUUGAUUGAUUUGAGUGGUAUUAGCGUGUUUGACGUCAGAAAGUGCAAAUAAAUUACCCCAUAAAAAGAGGGAACCUGUCUGCGGUGGGGGGAGAAACCCCCCCUCCAACAGAAACAGAAAAGGUCUGGGAGCACAGCACAGCACAGCCCGAGAGGUCCAGUGAGCGCCACAGCUUCUUCAGUCACUCCAGUCACACUUUGACACGCAGAGAGCGCCCGGAGAAGAAUAUGCCCCUUUCAAGCAGCUCCACGUCCUCCGCCAAGAGCAUCCGCAGAGCGGCGUCCGAGCUGGAGAGGUCCGACUCCAUCACGUCUCCGAGAUUCCUCGGGCGGCGGCAGAGCCUGAUCGAGGACGCGCGCAAGGAGCGGGAAGCCGCCGCCGCAGCGGCAGAGGCUGCGGAGGCCAGUGAGCAGAUAGUGUUCGAGGAAGAUGAUGGGAAGGCGCUCCUCAACCUCUUCUUCACGCUGAGGAAGUCCAAGACACCCGCGCUGUCGCGGACACUGAAGGUUUUCGAGACAUUUGAAGCUAAGAUUCACCAUUUGGAGACGCGGCCAUGCCGGAAGCUCCGGGAGAACCUGGAGGGCCUGGAGUACUUUGUCCGCUGUGAGGUGCACCUCUCCGACGUCAGCACUCUCAUCAGCUCCAUCAGGAGGAACGCGGAGGAUGUCAAAACCACCAAAGAAGUGAAAUUUCACUGGUUCCCAAAGAAAAUAGCCGAUUUGGACCGAUGUCAUCACCUGGUCACAAAAUUUGAUCCGGACUUAGAUCAAGACCAUCCCGGCUACACAGACUCUGCCUACAGACAGAGGAGGAAGAUGAUUGGUGACAUCGCCUACAGAUAUAGACAUGGGGAGUAUAUUCCCACAGUGGAGUACACAGAGGAGGAGAUUGGCACAUGGCGGGAAGUCUACGCAACCCUGAGAGACUUGUACACCACCCACGCCUGCAGUGAAUACCUGGAGGCCUUCCGCCUGCUGGAGAGGCAUUGUGGGUACAGUCCAGACAACAUCCCCCAGCUGGAAGACGUGUCACGCUUCCUCAAAGAGCGUACAGGGUUCCUGCUGCGUCCGGUGGCAGGUCUGCUCUCCGCCAGAGAUUUCCUGGCCAGUUUGGCGUUCCGGGUGUUCCAGUGCACCCAGUACAUCCGACACGGCUCCUCACCUAUGCACUCCCCAGAACCCGACUGUGUCCAUGAACUUUUGGGCCACGUCCCCAUGCUGGCCGACCGCACUUUUGCUCAGUUCUCACAGAACCUUGGUCUGGCAUCGCUCGGGGCUUCGGAUGAAGACAUUGAGAAACUGUCCACACUGUACUGGUUCACCGUGGAGUAUGGCUUAUGUAAGCAGAAUGGCGAGGUGAAGGCUUACGGCGCUGGACUACUCUCCUCCUAUGGAGAGCUCGUGCACUCUCUGUCUGAUGAACCAGAGACGAGGGAGUUCGAUCCAGAAUCUGCGGCCGUGCAGCCUUAUCAAGACCAGACGUACCAGCCAGUCUACUUUGUCUCUGAGAGCUUCUCAGAUGCCAAGGAGAAAUUCAGGACAUACGUGGCCGGGAUCAAGCGUCCCUUCUCGGUGAGGUUCGACCCCUUCACCAGCAGCAUCGAGGUCCUGGACAACCCGCUGAAGAUCCAGGGAGGCCUGGAGGGAGUGAAGGACGAGCUGAAGAUGCUGACGGACGCCCUCAGUGUGUUGUCAUGAUGACGCCCCCCUUUGUGUGUGUGACCACCACCGUACUCUGCGACGUCCGAUGUGUAAAAGACCAGUGUGUCCGUCUGUCUGUGCCGUGUGCCUCCCGUUUGUGACGCUGUCUCUGAUGAGCUGUUGCUUGUUGUGAGUAGCUGUUUGGCCGACGAGGUUGCAGCCAUUUUCUAAACCUCAACACAGGCGAGGGCGGCGUUUUUUCCCAAGAUGUCUAAAAGCCUCGCUGGGCCGUGUGGAUGUUUUGUGAAAUGAUGCCGUCGUUGUACCGACUUGGCCACUCGCGCUUUUAAAAGCAAAUUUGUGUUGUUUGAGAAUCAUGUCAAAAUUCGAAACCAAAAUGAAAGGGAACUGUGAUUAUGAAUGUAUUAAAACAAAUAAGUAUGGUAUAGUUAUUUUAAAAUCAAAUAAACAUAGCCGUAUAAUAAAGUGUAUAUUUAAAUCAAAUUUGUUUCUAUUUAGGAGAGAAAAAAAAAUCGAUCUCAGCUGUGAUUAAAGCUUUAUAUUCCAUACGUGAAUUCAGUAGUUGAGUAAACAUUUGCUGAUUUAUCUAGUUUCAUGUUGCUUUUGUCUUGCAGUGCAAAUGCAUCAUGGAAAUAAAUGAUGACACGCUUCAUGCUAUGAGAUGUUGAUUACCACUUCAGUAUAUAUAUUUAAAAAAAAUCUGUCAUAUAAUAAAUAAUCGCAAGUUAA